This is a messenger RNA of Spinacia oleracea (spinach), 1468 nucleotides long. RefSeq lists its product as uncharacterized. Lineage: Eukaryota; Viridiplantae; Streptophyta; Magnoliopsida; Caryophyllales; Amaranthaceae. The coding region runs from base 2 to 1306 and encodes 434 amino acids. The record is from RefSeq and is a predicted model, not a curated record. The transcript is spliced from 5 exons.
AAUGCCAAGCCCAACUUCGUUGGGAAAGGUGCUUCUUUACCUCCCAUCUCCGCCGAGCUCUGGGAGCGGAUCUCAUCGUUGUUCCUGGUCAAAGCCGCUCGUCAUCAAGGACAAGACGGCCUACAUACCCGAGGGGUGGUUGCCUCAUCUGAAUCAACUGAGCAAUCCCACUUUCCUCUCGGCUGUAGGCCUGUGUCCGUAUAUGCCGAGAGACGAGGCCAUGGGUCAGAUGGAUGAUGCCUCCAAAGGCCAAGUGGACAGGCCGUCUUGGUUGGCGAAGGUACUCGACGCCAGUACCUUCAGAGCUUGGAAGCGUCAGCAGGCAGCCGAGCAAGCCAUUCAUGAGCAAAUGGCUCCCCCUCCUGCUGAGGAGAAGAAGACGAGGAAGGCGAGCACGGACGCGGCUCCUACUUCCAAAUGCAGGGCUGGCGGCACAGGGAAACCCGUCUUCAAGUCAAUGACGUCGAAGGCUUCUAAGGAGUUUGCCAUCCCCAAGGCUGCAUCUGCUUCUCCUAGCUUGGAGAAAACUGGAGGGACAGCUGAUCCUCUUGCGGGGAUUCCUGAAGUCGUCCGCCGCAACAUCCCUCUGAGGGCGGCGGAGAGAGCUAGGAAUUCUGGGGAUCCCUUCUUCAGGCGGGUUCAAUCUCAUGACCGUAGGAAGAUAAUGACGCUGAUGCGCAGUCCCAUUCCUCCCCAAUAUGCUGAAACUCUUCCUGAGGCGGCCGAGAAUAUGCUUGCCGCCAUGCAGUCCUCGGCGCUGGACAUGUUCAUUCUGCUGGACUCGCUGAAAAAGUGGCGCACUGCUUUGGUGCAUGAAGAAGCUCGUCACCGUCUUCUGGCCAGUCAGUGUGGUGACCAGCAUUUUGCUGCACUGGAGAAGCUUCGCUUAGACAGGCGGGAACAGAUUGACGUUGUGACUACUGCCCUGGCCUCUCAAAAUGCUGAGAACACAAAUCGUCUCCUGCAUAUUGAUCAGAACUUUUCUGAAAUGGAGGAUCUUUCCAAGAAGAUCAAGGAGAAAGAGGCUGAGUUUUCUCGUCUGGAGACUCAGUUUAAGGAGUUGGAGGUUCAACUGGAGGCGGCUAGCAAGGAAGUCGCUUCGUCACAGAGCGUCCUUGACCAGUCGGCCAUGCUGGGUGAGAAAUCGAUCCGAAGAGGUAUGGAGAUUGCAUGGAAUGCUGAAUUUGCAAGCGAACGUCCCUUCAGCUGGUUUGAGAAGUUUCUCACCUAUCAGAUUGAGGUGGAGAAGGCUCAAAGGGAAGGACGCACCCCUCCUGAGUUCGUGCCCAGCGAGGAUGAGGAAUGAGUUCCUACGCGUCUUUGCUUUUAUUAAUGUGUUUUGUUUUUUUUUUUUUUUUUUUUUUUUUGCACAUGUUCUUUGGACGCCAUGCUUGGUGGCUUUUGUGCAUAAUUCUUGUAAUUAUGGCUAACUUUUUGGGAAUGACAUGAUGCCCUUUUGAACGUCUUA